ACAUUCUCAUAUUGUGCUAUUUGAAUUGGUCAUUGACAGAUGCUGCCAGACCUGAAAAGUUUGAUGGCAAUGAAUCUUUCCAAACUGCAAAGCGACCUGAUGAAUUCCAAGGCAGAGAUUGAAAGAUUGAAGAAUUGUACAUCUGAAACUUAUAACUCGCCAUCACUCCCUCAAAACAGCAAGUUCACUGGGAUGACACUGUCACAAGUCUCUCUCACACCUGUAAAUGCUGGAUUAGGUGAAGCACAAAGAAGAUCUCCUAGUGUAGCUACAGAUACUCGGAACAUUGGUUCACAGACAGUAGAAUCAGCUCUAGUACCAUGUGAUGCCUGUGCCCGUACACAAGCAACCCUUAAAAUGGUCAGCAAUUCUAUUAUCGCCAUUUGUCAAAGCCAGAAUAUCCCUUCAGCUCUGAGCCGGUUUCAGGAAGUAGUGAAGGAAACCUUGGGUGAUGGAAUGAUGACAGCAACUGAUGUAGCCUAUUGGGCUUCUGAACAGAGCAAAGACCUGGCCCGAAUAAAUAAACAUCUCACUGAACUCCUGAACAGCAUUAAUCCACUAAAAACCGAGCUGCAGACUGCAGCCGAGCAGCAAAGCCAAAUGAAAAAGACAAUUGAUAAUUUUAACAAAGAACUCGAAAAGGAAAAAGAACAACAAAAUUUGAAAAUAAAAGAAUUUGACAAACAAAUGAAGGAGAUAAAUAGAGAUAAUUCUGAGAGAGUAAGAAAACUUGAAGAUGACAAAGAGAUGCUUAGGAAAGGAAGUACAACAUUAGAGGAGAAACUAUCAGUCCUGAAGGAGGAAGUCAAAGGGCAGCAUGUACUAAUACGAGAUCUUGAGCAGUCUAAGAAGAUGCUGCUGGAAGAAAUGAGAACCAAGAUGACAGACAAAACUGUGGUGCUGACUCUUGAAGAGCAAGUUAAAACUUUAACUAGUCAACUGGACAGCACAACACAGCAGCUCAAAAUUAUUAGUAGUGAACUAGACAAAGAAAAAGUGAAAAUUAACAGCAUGCUGAGACAUGAAGAGUCUCUGAAAGCUAAGAUUAAAGUUCUACUACAACGUGUCGAUCAUCUGGAUGAAGAACGUGAAGAACUGAAUACCAGAUUAGCUGAGACUGAGGCUAGGACAUGCAGUCUGAAAGAGCAAUUGAAGACAGUUAACAUGGAGAAAAAUAACCUGCAGCAGCAACUCCAAAAGCAACAGCAACUAAGAAAAGAGUUACAGCGAGAAAAACAUGGUCUGGAAAAUUCCAUGACUGAAAUAAAACAAAAUCUGUCCCAACUCGAGAGUCAAGUUCAAGAAUAUAAGGAACAGCGUAGGCUUCUGGUUGCUUUUCCUGACUUAAACAUGCCAUCUGAAACACUGUGUGAAAGUACAGGCGAUGUUGUACAGGACAUGGAAAAACAGUUACAAGCAAACAGCUUGCGCAUCAGUAUUCUGGAAGAGGAGAACUCUCGACUGAGAAGCACCCUCACAAAGUUGCAGGAAACUACCCAACAAGGAGCUUUAAAGAUCAUUCCUCAGACAAAACUUUGGUCAUCCUCAGGGCUGUCGGAAGAUGGAUCAAAAUCUGAUGGCAGUGUAGGAAGGAAUGGGCAUGAUACAGCAGGGAUGGUGAAAACUACAAGAAGCUUGAGCACAAAUAUGAGACCCAAGUCUAACCAGAGGCCAUGGAGUGAGCCGAAGGGGACAGCCCCCUGUACUGAGCAAAUAAAAGAACCUGUAACAAAUAGCUUUCACUCACGAGAAACAUCUGCCAUUGGUGUUUAUGCAAGAUUGAAAAGGGCUGGGGCCUUACCGGGUAUGAAAGCUAUUUCUGAUAGCACGAGGAAGAACUAUAGAAAACUGCAUUAA
Chiloscyllium plagiosum (whitespotted bambooshark) is the source of this 1857-nucleotide messenger RNA. The record is from RefSeq and is a predicted model, not a curated record. Lineage: Eukaryota; Metazoa; Chordata; Chondrichthyes; Orectolobiformes; Hemiscylliidae.